UGCCGAUGACAAACAAGCAUUGCCUUAUGCAAAGGACCUGAAAAUAAUAUGCGACUUGUUCGACAAACAUCUUGACAACUCCUAAAUUCUACCGCAAUAAUGUCUCAGCCAGCGUUAUCCUCAGCCGUUCUUCGUCUAUCGCGACGCCAAAACAUGCCUGGUGUGGCGAUCGUACGCUUCACAUCCAGCAGAGCAUCAAAUUCGGCCUGCCGCUUGUCCGCGCCUUUCUCCUCAUGCAGCACCACUAUUCCUCGGUCUAUUUCGAGCUCUCUGAUCCCUUCCACAGCCAAUGCUUUGUUUCGGAUCCCCUCCACAAGACGUUCUCUGAAUUACCGCCCACGCUGUGCUUUCUCCGCAUCAACUGCUCGGGCAGGCGCGAAAGUUGUACAGAAUCCGAGGAUGGACGAUGAAGGGAACACGUUGAUGAUCAAUAUUUCUCCUCGGGCAGCGGAGGUAUGUUGGAUAACUUUCUUAAAAUUGUGGCUCUGCCCCUUUCCGGAAAUCGUGCAUCAGACCAUGAAGGGUACUAUCUGCCGUGGCAUCCUCGGGAUUUACAUAACAGCGCUUUAUCGAGAGGUGAAGAGCUGCGUCACCGGGGUAUAAGCCUCGUUGAACACAGAUCUAGCACAUACGACCAUAGGGUGUGGAAAACAGGGCUUCCCGUCCGCUCAGCCGUACUUAAGCCACACGCCGGCCGGUUAGUAGUUGGCGUCUU
This is a messenger RNA of Aspergillus novofumigatus IBT 16806, 715 nucleotides long. RefSeq lists its product as uncharacterized. Lineage: Eukaryota; Fungi; Ascomycota; Eurotiomycetes; Eurotiales; Aspergillaceae. The record is from RefSeq and is a predicted model, not a curated record. The coding region runs from base 100 to 603 and encodes 167 amino acids. The transcript is spliced from 2 exons.